Symbiodinium necroappetens is the source of this 765-nucleotide messenger RNA. Lineage: Eukaryota; Dinophyceae; Suessiales; Symbiodiniaceae. The record is from the annotation of a GenBank genome assembly.
AUGCGCGUCCAGCAGUUUGGCGACUUGAAAGGCGUGCAAGCAUCAUCCUCUCCUGUACCAAUCAGCAGCGAGGAGAGUCUCGCGUGCCGGGCAUCCCUUCCUGUGCCGAUCAGCAGCGAGGAGAGUCUCGCGUCCCGGGCGUCCCAGGACAAUGCAGAAGACACUCUCUGGGACCCUUCCGGCUUUGACAUGCCCGAGGGGGUACUGCUUCCGCACAUGAGGUUGCCACCUGCGUGCAGAAGAGACUUGGAGACCAUGGGCGAGGGCGUCUGGGAACGCCGCUUGACUGUACCCCCGGACGGCUUCUGCAUGCUGUACACAUUUCUGGCUGCAUGCGAUCCCCCGACGUGGAGUCGGCUGCACAGAAGCGAGCUGGGCUUCAUCGAAGACGUUGUGGCCGAGCAGAAGUACAAGGAGGCCGCACAGAACAUCCUGAUGCACAUCCUGAUGCUGCUCCGCACGCAAGGGAAACACGAGGAGGCAGCUCGCCUCGAAGCCGGAGGACACCCAGGCGACGAGGAACUUGGCGCCUACAGCGAAGCCUUUGGAUGCGCUAUAUUAGUGACACCGACAGACCCGCAGGCUUUUCCCGUGAUGCACGGGCAAGGCCCGGUUGGCUUCGAGGUGGAACACUGCCUGAGCGUCGACGGCGCCGGUCACGGAGCGGGGCAUUUCGAACUUCUGCGCAGCUGGCUUCCCGCAGAUUGGCUUCAACGAAGGGGCUUUCCGGCAGUCGGUGCACAGGUGCAAGAUCGCAAACGGAAC